Molecule: messenger RNA, 3501 nt
Organism: Drosophila navojoa
Lineage: Eukaryota; Metazoa; Arthropoda; Insecta; Diptera; Drosophilidae
Gene: CenG1A
Product: Centaurin gamma 1A
Biological process (GO): activation of GTPase activity
Molecular function (GO): protein binding; GTP binding; GTPase activator activity
Source: RefSeq, a predicted model, not a curated record
CACACUAUUGCUUGAGCACGGGCCGCAGCCAGUGCAAGUGUUCCCCGAGUGCGUUUUUAAAAAUCGUUAUUUAUGUGUGAAACAGGUGUAAAAUAUCCAAUAUUCGUUGUUCGCAACUUGCAAUUGUUGUUGUUUGCCUAGUUGCUGUAUGGCAAAUAUGUUGUUCGGUGCUGUCAACACACAUAGCGAAAACUGUGCCAUUGCCUGUGCGUGUACGUGUGCGUGUGCGUCGUAUGUGUGUAUGUGAGAGUGCGCGUUUAGUUUACGUUGUUUAUUUUUUUUUGUGUUUUGGGGCUCUCUAUCGGCAUCUCGGGCAAAGUAAUUGAAGUUAAUUUAAAGAACGUUGGCUAAAUUUCGUCAGCAAUGAGCAAUUAUCAGUCGCAUAUACAGCAACUGCAGCUGCAACAUCAGCUACAGCAGCAGAAUCAUCAUCAACAUCUUCAUCAUCAUCAGCAGCAGCAACAACAAAAUCUUCACCAUCAACAUCUACCGCCACAUUUACAGUUGACAGCGACGGCUGUAGCGCUGCCCCAACAACAACAGCAACGGCAUACGCCCACAGCCACCCCCCAAUGUCAAUCGACGUCGGCAGCGUCCGCUGCCGCUGUCGCUGCUGGUGCUUCAAUUUUAGUAGCGCAACCGCCGCAGCCACUGAUAAGCAAUUCGCUGGCCAUAAGACAGGAGAUACAGCGCUUCGAGAGCGUUCAUCCAUCGAUUUAUGCUAUUUACGAUCUAAUCGAUUUGCUGCCUAUGCCGGACGCGCAGAUUGCCCAACAGAUACGCGAUCACGUCGUUUGCAUUGAAGAUUCCUUUGUGAACAGCCAGGAAUGGACAAUAUCACGUUCGGUGCCCGAUCUGCGGCUGGGCAUUGUCGGCUCCCUGAAUUCGGGCAAAUCGGCGCUGGUGCAUCGUUAUCUGACCGGCUCCUAUAUGCAGGAGGAGUCGCCGGAGGGCGGUCGCUUCAAGAAGGAGGUCUUCAUCGACGGCCAAAGCUAUUUGCUGCUCAUACGUGAUGAGGGCGGCGCACCUGAAAUGCAGUUCGCUGGCUGGGUGGAUGCGGUAAUCUUUGUGUUUAGCCUGGAGAACGAGGGCAGCUUCAACACGGUCUACAAUUAUUAUACGAAAAUGGCGCACUUUCGCAACGGACAGGACAUACCCAUGAUAUUGGUCGGCACACAAGAUGCCAUCAGCGAGCGCAAUCCGCGAGUUAUCGAUGACACGCGCGCUAGAAAAUUGGCGAGCGACCUGAAGCGUUGCUCGUACUACGAGACCUGCGCCACCUACGGCCUGAAUGUGGAGCGCGUCUUUCAGGAUGCCUGCCAGAAGAUACUGUCACAGCGCAUGCCGCUGCCGGCGGCCAUGCAGCCGCCACGCCCCACCACACCGCAGGGCACACGGCUGGGGCUGGCCGCGUUCCAGGCGCCCACCAACGGGCAGCGGGCGCAGCAGCAGCAGCUGCCGUUGCGCAUGAGCGCCGACUUUGCGCAGGCGGAGCAGAAGCUCUGGUCGCUGCAGGCGAGCGGCUCCACCACUGAGAACAACAACAUAACCAAAUACAAUUCAAGCGCAGCGCAACAACAACAACAACAACAGCAGCAGCAGCAACAACAGCAGCAACAACAUCUGCAGCAUCAGCAAUUGUCGCUGCCCAGCGACUGUGCCCAGGUGCAACUGCGUGAUCCACGGGAUCUGGCACCGCCGCCGGGCAAGGAGCUGCCCACGCCCACAUCGACGCCCACGACAAGCCGGAAAAGUCGACGGCGCUCAAAUCUGUUCAUACCCUCGUCCUCCAAGAAGAACGACAAGGAGCCAAAGAGCAGCGAACUGGGCAGCGGCCGCUCGAUACCCAUCAAGCAGGGCUAUCUGUACAAACGUUCCAGCAAGUCCUUGAACAAGGAGUGGAAGAAGAAGUAUGUGACGCUCUGCGACGAUGGGCGACUGACCUAUCAUCCCUCGCUGCACGACUACAUGGACGAUGUGCACGGCAAGGAGAUACCGCUGCAGUACGUGACGGUCAAGGUGCCCGGCCAGAAGCCGCGCGGCUCCAAGUCCAUCAUCACGAACAGCGCGCUGACCAGCUCCCUGCUGGCCAAUGGGCAGCGGGCGCAGGGCACGCUCAGCGAGGGCAUCGGCUGCCUGACGCUGGCCAAGGACAAUCAGCGCAAGCUGAGCGAGAAGCUGUCGCUGCUGGGCGCAGGAGCGGCGGGCGGGGCGAGCGGCUCCAGCGGCGUGGAGCCUCUGAAAUCGAAUAGCUCACAGCAGACGAGCGGCGACGAGGGCAUUGCCAUGUCCAAUUCGAACUCACAGACUUUCAUAGCGGGCGAAGCGCAGGCCAGCAAACUGGAAGCCCAGACGCCAAAUGUGAAGAAGCGCCACCGGCGCAUGAAGAGCAGCAGCGUCAAGGCGAACGAGGCGGACGACAACGAUGGCUACGAGUUCUACAUUGUCUCGCUCGACUCCAAGCAAUGGCAUUUCGAAGCCGCCAACUCGGAGGAGCGCGACGAGUGGGUCGCGGCCGUCGAGCAAGAGAUCUUCAAGAGCCUGCAGAGCAUCGAGAGCAGCAAAACGAAACAGGCAACCAGCACGGAGCUAGCGGCCAUGGUGGCGAUCCGGCAACGCGUGCCGGGCAAUGGACACUGCGUGGACUGUGGAGCGCCAAAUCCCGAAUGGGCUAGUCUCAAUCUGGGCGUGCUUAUGUGCAUUGAGUGCUCGGGCAUCCAUCGCAAUCUCGGCUCGCACAUCUCCAAGGUGCGCUCCCUGGGCCUCGACGAUUGGCCAGCGCCGCAUUUGAGCGUAAUGCUAGCCAUCGGCAACAGCUUGGCCAACUCGGUGUGGGAGGCGAAUACGCGACAGCGUGUGAAGCCCACCUCGCUGGCCGGCCACGAGGAGAAGGAGCGCUGGAUACGCAGCAAAUACGAGGCCAAGGAGUUCUUGACGCCGCUCGGCACCGGCAAUCAUGUGAAUGCCGCCUCGCCGGGCCAACAGCUGAUCGAAGCGGUCAUCCGAGCGGACAUCAAGUCGAUCGUGUGGAUCCUGGCCAAUUGCCAGUCGGAGGUGACCAAUGCCAAUGUGAGCGCACGCGACGUUCGCACGCCUCUCCUGCUAGCCUGUGCCAUUGGCAACUUGGCCAUCGCCCAGCUGCUCAUCUGGAACGGUGCGAAUAUCAAGCACACGGAUCAUGAGGGUCGCACCUGCUUGGCCUAUGCACGCGCCGCCCAAUCCCUGGCCACGGCCAAGUCGAUGAAGGCCGCCGCCGCCCUGGCCGCAGGCACACCGGCUCCCGCACCCGCACCAGCGCCAACCGCCAAUGGUGGCAUACCCGCACCACAGUACAAUGUGGAGGAUACGACGGCAUUGGUGGAGCUGCUGGUGGGCCUGGGCUGUCCCGAAUCGGCGCCACUCACGGCCAGCGGCACUUUGCCCCGACGACGCGAUACCCUGGCAACGCCCUACGAGAAGUCCGUAUCGGGCGUUAUCUAAAAACAAGAAAAACAAAAAAAU